CGUGCAAUUGUUUCACUCUCCUCUGAUAUGCAAUGUCUCACCAUCACAUGAAGAAGACGCUUGGAUUGUCCCUUAACCAAAGAAACACACAACUCUGAAUGCAAUCUUACUGGAUAAUAAACAUUUAUUUCUAGACUUUUGCUACUUCUCUUGUGUUUAAGAAGGAGUUUUUAUUUAUUUUUUAUUUUUUUAAACUUUGGAAGUACUUCUGCUGACAGUUCAGCUGCGUGCAGUGGUUCCAGCUGCUCAGGAGCGAUGUCAUCUCUACCUUCUCACAACAAAGAUCCGUCACGCAUCAGAAAACAACUUUCUGACUCUUGUCCAGCUUCAUCUACUGCCACCACCAAGAGCCUGAGGCACGAGAGACUAUCUAGAUUAGGCUCAUCUGGAUCAUCUGAUGUCUCCAAUGAUACAUCAACAAACCACGCUGAGUCCUACUUUUUAAGAAGAGAGAACAGGUUGUCUGCAAGGAAAAAGGCAGAAGAAGAGAUAGCGAAUAAUGACUAUAAAAAAAUGUAUGAAAAGGCACUGGCAACAAAUCAAAGGCUCAAGUCCCGAUUGGAGACGAGUAAACAGGAACUCACCAUGAUUCAAGACCAGCUGGAGAGAGCACAGAAGGGGGGACAGAAUGAGUGUGGUGCCAACGUACUAGAAGCAGAAAAAAAGGAAAGUUGGAGCCUUAAAAAGAGGAUAUCAGAUAUGGAAGAACAGUUGAAGAUUAAAGCAGAACUUAAGACAGAAAACCAGAGACUGAAGGAUGAGAAUGGGGCUUUAAUCCGUGUCAUCACUAAACUCUCCAAGUGAGAAGGGAAGCAAAAGGAAGGGAAGAAGAAGGAAGGCUUCAAGAAGUCAUACUUAUAUCUGUGUUCUUUGUGCUUCUGAACACAUAAGUCCAUCCUCUGGGGAAA
This is a messenger RNA of Archocentrus centrarchus (flier cichlid), 908 nucleotides long. RefSeq names its product protein phosphatase 1, regulatory subunit 12B (gene ppp1r12b). Gene Ontology annotation, molecular function: phosphatase regulator activity; protein kinase binding; enzyme inhibitor activity. Bases 256 to 804 code for a protein of 182 amino acids. The record is from RefSeq and is a predicted model, not a curated record. NCBI's taxonomy places the organism in Eukaryota, Metazoa, Chordata, Actinopteri, Cichliformes, Cichlidae. The transcript has 7 exons. Gene Ontology annotation, cellular component: cytoplasm.